Messenger RNA from Striga asiatica, 1029 nucleotides. The record is from the annotation of a GenBank genome assembly. NCBI's taxonomy places the organism in Eukaryota, Viridiplantae, Streptophyta, Magnoliopsida, Lamiales, Orobanchaceae.
AUGGAGGACGACGACGAAAUCCAGGCCCACCCAUCUUCCCCCCCUCCUAACGGCCGCAUCGCAGUCACCGUCUCCACCGCCGCCGCAGCCGCCGCCGGCCCCGCCCCGGCCCCCACCUCUCCUCCGCCUCCCAUACCCCUGACCCUGGCCCUCCCGAUCCAGAACCCCCAGAAGACCCCCUCCUCCGGCGUCGGCGGCCGAGAUGACUGCUGGAGCGAGGAAGCCACCGCCGUACUAAUCGACGCCUGGGGCGAGCGGUACCUGGAGCUAAGCCGGGGCAACCUCAAGCAGAAGCACUGGAAGGACGUGGCCGACGCCGUCGGCCGCCGGGAAGACCUCCACAACAAAACCCCCAAGACCGACGUCCAGUGCAAGAACCGCAUCGACACCGUCAAGAAGAAGUACAAGCUCGAGAGGGCCAAGAUCUCCGCCGGCGGCCCACCCAGCAAGUGGCGAUUCUACCACAAGCUCAACGAGCUAAUUGGGCCCACUUCCAAAACCGCCAAAACGACCUCCAUUACUCCUCCACCCAUGGAACAGAAGGUCCCCGUAAGUAUCCCGGUCGGGCUCCGAUCAUCUUCCAGUCGAAAGCCGGCCCUCAAGAAAAACCCGCCUAUCGAUUCCGAUGAUGAAACCGAACCCGAAAAUUCACCAGAUUCUUCUGACGGCUUACCUCCCGAGACUAAUAAACGGCCAAGAUUGCUAAAAUUUCCCAACGACAAUAAAUCGACUCUCUCCAGACAAAACAUGACGAACAAGAAAAGUGAUGCUGUAAAUAAUGAGAGUGAUAGCAGUGGAAAUUGGGGGAACUCUAUGAAAGAGCUAACUCGGGCCAUCUUGAAAUUCGGUGAGGUUUAUGAACAAGCAGAGACUGCCAAACUUCAACAGAUUGUGGAGAUGGAGAAGCAGAGGAUGAAGUUUGCAAAGGAUUUGGAGCUGCAAAGGAUGCAAAACUUUAUGAAGACGCAGCUCGAGCUCUCGCAGCUGAAGGUUAGGAGACCUGGUAAAAACAAUAAUAAACAAGAAUGA